Molecule: messenger RNA, 1125 nt
Organism: Thrips palmi
Lineage: Eukaryota; Metazoa; Arthropoda; Insecta; Thysanoptera; Thripidae
Exons: 5
Coding region: 1-1125 (374 amino acids)
Source: RefSeq, a predicted model, not a curated record
AUGGAUCAAAACCUCAUUAAUGAAGAAUUAGGUAACGAUGAGGAGGAACUGCUUCUGGUUUUAGCACUUUUGAUGGGCAAUCUUGAUGAUGACGAAGACGGCGAGGGACGAGAAGAUGUUGUCCAUGUCGAUGUGGAAGGCUACCGCUUAAUGAGCAAUGCCUCAUUUAAGGCCAACUUUAGAAUGGACAGAAUUGUUUUUGAGAGAUUGGUCGUCAUUGUUGGGAAUCAUAUGAGAGAAACUGGUCGACUUCAAAGGCAGAGAACUCGUGUCGACCUGAUCCUGAUGAUGGCUCUGUGGCCCAUGUUCAAUCAGGACACGUUCAGAUCUACGGGCCUACACUUUGGGAAGAAAAGAUAUGUCAUCCAUUACCACUACAGAUAUAUUAUCGAAAUUCUGUGUGAACUUGCUGACAGGUUCAUAAAAUGGCCUGAUGAAGUGGAAAGAGCUCAAAUUCAAGCCUACUAUGAAGAUGUUUGGGGCUACAUAGGAGCAGUAGGGUGCAUUGACGGUGUUCUCAUUCAGAUCACGAAGCCUCUUGAGAACCCACAAAAUUAUGUGGACAGACAUCACCAGUAUUCUAUCUUAGUCCAAGCAGUCUGUGACCAUCAACUUUUGUACCGUGAUGUGUAUGUUGGCAACCCAGGGGCAAUUGGUGAUGUCAGAAAUUUCGAUAACAGCCCACUUAGUAGAAAUUUACUCACCAAUCCCGAUAUGUUGUCAGAGGGACAACAUUUACUGGGUGAUGGUGCAUACAUCUUGACUGACAAGCUCUUGAUUCCAUACGCUGAUGAUGGAUAUGCAGACGACUGGAUGAAGACCCACAAUACUUUGUUAUCAGCAUGUAGAGUGCGGAUCGAGAACAGCUUUGCUGCUCUACGAGCAAAGCAUAGGCGGCUCAAAAAGUUGCCCAUGAGAAAUCCUUUCCUGGUCCGCUAUCAUAUUAUGGCAUGCUUUGUGCUCCAUAAUUUUAUCCUUUUGGAAGGAAAUGAUUGUGAGGGACUUAUUCCAGCAGUACCUCCUCCAAUUCCUGAAGACGGAUAUGUUCAAUUGAGGACAGAGGCAAGGGAAAGGGGGGCUGUCAAGAGAGAAUACAUUGCUAAUAUUCUACAUCCACAUGUGUGA